This is a messenger RNA of Ziziphus jujuba (common jujube), 1723 nucleotides long. RefSeq names its product peroxynitrite isomerase Rv2717c. The record is from RefSeq and is a predicted model, not a curated record. The transcript is spliced from 4 exons. Bases 141 to 653 code for a protein of 170 amino acids. NCBI's taxonomy places the organism in Eukaryota, Viridiplantae, Streptophyta, Magnoliopsida, Rosales, Rhamnaceae.
AAAAUCACAAGAGAGAGAGGAGGUAUUUUUACACAGAGAGUGGAAGUAGAAAACAACCAAUAGCAGACGGAGAUAGCAAAGUAGGUAGGAAAGAAAAAGAAGUGGAAGAGAGUUGAGGUUGGGAAUUGGAGGAGAAGAAGAUGGAGGAGAAGGAGGGUUCGAGUAGUAGUAGUAGUAAAGGAGCAACAGCAGCUGUACACCCUGCAGUAGCACCGCUCUCGUUCCUGCUGGGCACAUGGAGAGGCGAAGGAGAAGGAGGGUAUCCCACCAUUAACUCUUUCUCUUACGCAGAAGAGCUCCAUUUCUCUCAUUCUGGGAAGAAGCCCGUGAUUGCUUAUUCUCAAAAGACUUGGAAAUUGAGCUCCGGAGAGCCUAUGCACGCUGAGAGUGGCUUUUGGCUCCCUCAACCAGAUGGCACUCUCGAAGUUGUGAUUGCUCAAAGCACCGGUCUCGUUGAAGUUCAGAAGGGGACAUAUAAUGCUGAAGAGAAAGAGAUCAAACUUCAAAGCGAACUUGUGGGGAAUGCUUCUAAGGUGAAAGAAAUAAGCCGGAGUUUUCAGUUGAAUGACGGUAAAUUGUCUUAUGUGGUUGAGAUGGCUACCAAUGUUUCUAGUCUUGAGCCGCAUCUGAAAGCCUCGCUCAAGAAACUCUAAUCUGAAGUAAGUCAUGUCUGAGCUGAACAAAGGCUACAAGUCGGUAUCGUUUAUUUUCUCCUAGUAUCAUUGUUGGUUGAAUAUACAGUGGCAAAGAACCAUCAUAAAAAGCUUUUGAUAUUUCUAUCUGGAUAAAACGCAUACUAUUUUUUUCUUUUUUCUUUUUUCUUUUAAUGUACAUGCUGUGGUUUAAAUGAAACCAACUUUUCUAGAAUAGUAUCAGCAUAUCAUUCGGUUCAGUGACAAAAUUAUCAAAACGAAUGUAGUAGAAUUACUUCCACACUGAAUGUGAUAUUUGUCUACAGCACCAUAUCCCUGCCAAAGUUAUAAAAACCAGUAAAUUAGAUGACCUGUUACAAAUUUUGGAUAUUUUAUAUUUUGGAAUUUUAAAAUCCAAAUAAGGAGCAAGCGCUUUGAAUAUAAAUAAAUUUCUGUAAUCUAAAUGCAUGAUGUAGGUGGGAGGAGAAAAUUUGUAGUAUACUACCGAUGUUGAAGGAAUGAUAUAUAUGUUCUACUGUCAAGCAUUGUGCAAGAAAUAAGAAUCUUGUAACUUGUAAGCAACUAGUAGGUAUAAACUGAGAGACUGACAAUUAAUGGAAAAGGAAUGAAUUCCUAUACCGCCCACUGCUUACUCCAUAUCUUUGAAUGCAAAUAAAGAGAAGCGUACAACUUAUUAUCACAAAUUCCAAAACAACACUUGCAAUUAUCGUUUCCAGGACACCAACAUGAAAACCAAACCACUACUAAAAUCCUUAUUUACAUAGCUGCCUAUUCUAAUUUUCUGAUUCCUUAUGAAUAAUCUUGUUUUCGAUUUAUCCAUGCAUUGUCCUAAUGGAGAAGAGGGGAAAAGCACAGGCUAAUGACAAUUAAGGUCUGAUGUAGAUUGUAGGAAAUAGAUACCACUGCCUGUCAGCUGCCUUCCUUAAUUUGCUCAUUUAGUAUAAGAGGAAUUAUAACAGAAAAAAGAACAUGGGUGGAUAGGAUACAUCAUUCAUUCAUAUUGAAAGUCAUUGUAAAUGGUACCCCAAAAAAAAAAAAAAAAAAAAAAAAAAAAAAAAAAAAAAAGAGAA